GGACCCGCCGACGAGAGCGCGCCGAGGAUCGGGCGGGCGGCCCACCGUGCCCGCGGGGACCAUGCAGGCCCACGAGCUGUUCCGCCAUGUGCGGCUGCCGGAGCUGGAAGACCUGCGGCAGUACUUGCGCGGCAUCCCCGCCAACACGCUCAUGGGCUUCGGGGCCUUCGCCGCCCUCACCACCUUCUGGUACGCCACCAGGCCCAAGGCCAUCAAACCGCCCUGCGACCUGGCCAUGCAGUCCGUGGAGAUCGAGGGUGGGGAACGCGCCCGGAGAUCCACGCUGCUGGAGAGCGACGAGCCCCUGACCUACUUCUACGAUGACAUUCGGACCCUGCACGAGGUCUUCCAGCGGGGCAUCCGAGUGUCCGAUAACGGCCCCUGCCUCGGCUUUCGGAAACCCAAUCAGCCUUACGAGUGGAUCUCCUACAAAGAGGUGGCCGACCAGGCGGAGUGUGUGGGCUCAGCCCUGCUCCAGAAAGGUUUCAAAGCAGGAUCGGAGCAGUAUGUUGGCAUCUUCGCCCAGAACCGACCCGAGUGGGUGGUCAUCGAACAGGGCUGCUACGCCUACUCGCUGGUGGUGGUGCCCCUCUACGACACCAUGGGCACCGAAGCCAUCACGUUCAUCGUCACCAAAGCCGAGCUCUCCCUGAUUUUCUGUGAUAAGCCGGACAAGGCCAAGGUGUUGCUGGACGGGGUGGAGAAGAAGCUCACUCCCGUCCUCAAAACCAUCGUCCUCAUGGACUCCUUUGACGUCGACAUCGUGGAGCGAGGCAAGAAGUGUGGGGUGGACAUCAUCAGCAUGAAGUUCCUCCAGUCCCUGGGAAGAGCCAAUCGGCAGAAAACCAGGCCUCCGGCCCCCGAGGACCUCGCGGUGAUCUGCUUCACCAGCGGAACUACAGGCAACCCCAAAGGGGCCAUGAUCACCCAUAAAAACAUAGUGAGCGACUGUUCGGCGUUCGUGAUGAUGACAGAGAAAGCUCUCGGGUUGAACGCCAGUGAUACGCACAUUUCGUUUUUGCCUCUUGCUCACAUGUAUGAGAGACUCAUGCAGACGGCGAUGCUCUGCCACGGAGCCAAGAUCGGAUUCUUCCAAGGAGACAUCCGCCUCCUCAUGGAUGACCUGAAGGCGCUGCAGCCCACCAUCUUUCCCGUGGUCCCCAGGCUGCUCAACAGGAUGUUCGACAAAAUUUUCGGACAGGCCAACACGACGGUGAAGCGCUGGGUGCUGGACUUUGCCUCCAAGAGGAAAGAAGCGGAGCUCCGGAGCGGCAUCAUCCGCAACAACAGCCUGUGGGACAAGCUCAUCUUCCACAAGAUCCAGGCGAGUCUCGGCGGCAAGGUCCGGCUGAUGAUCACCGGAGCCGCCCCCGUGUCUGCCACCGUGUUGACCUUUCUGAGGGCCGCCCUGGGCUGCCAGUUCUACGAAGGCUACGGACAGACGGAGUGCACCGCGGGCUGCUGCCUGUCCAUUCCCGGAGACUGGACAGCCGGGCACGUGGGCGCGCCGAUGCCAUGCAACCACAUCAAGCUCGUCGACAUCGAAGAAAUGAACUACUUCGCGGCCAAGGGGGAGGGGGAGGUGUGUGUGAAGGGGUCCAACGUGUUCAGGGGCUACCUGAAGGACCCGGAGAAGACGGCCGAGGCGCUGGACGAGGACGGCUGGCUUCACACCGGGGACGUCGGGAAGUGGCUGCCCAACGGUGUCCUGAAGAUCAUCGACAGGAAAAAGCACAUCUUUAAGCUGGCCCAAGGCGAGUACAUCGCGCCCGAGAAGAUCGAGAACGUGUACCAGCGCAGCGAGCCCGUAGCCCAGGUGUUCGUCUACGGCGAGAGCUUGCAGGCGUUCCUCAUAGCAAUCGUGGUGCCCGACCCCGAGACCGUGUGCCCUUGGGCCAAAAAGCGAGGCAUCGAGGGCUCCUACGGCGAGCUGUGUCGGAAUAAGGACCUCAAAAAGGCCAUCCUGGAGGACUUCCUAAGACUCGGGAAGGAGGCGGGACUCAAGUCCUUUGAGCAGGUGAAAGGCAUCGCCCUCCACUCGGAGCUGUUCAGCGUGGAGAACGGCCUCCUGACCCCGACGCUGAAGGCCAAGCGCCCCGAGCUAAGGAAACACUUCCGGCCGGAGAUCGACGAGCUCUACGCCACCAUCAAAGUCUAGCGCGGGCCAAGGCGGCGAGGGAGAGCCGCGGCUCCCGCUCCCCAACAGGGCCCUCCCACCCGAGCCGGCGUGGGGAGGACGGGCGCGACCCCCGGACCCCGGGGGCCCGGCCAUAGGAAUAGCCACGGGGGCGGCUCUGCCUUACCAACCCGGGCGCCCAUCCCGCCUGCCCCUGACCUACAGUUUCCCAAAUGAGCCUUAAAUUGUAACAGGGAAUCUCGCUUUAAGUGUGAUGAGUUAUUCGGACCUUCCUCGGCCCAGAAGGCCGGGGGUUGGGCCGGCCACCCCCGUUUUUCCGACCGAGAAGAGGGGGGGUAUUGGUGGCACUCUCGGCGACGAGCCCGCUCCCGGCCCUGCGCUCCUCUGCCGCCGCCUGCCCCGCGAGCGUCCAGUACACUGGAAGGAAUACUUUCCCUUUGUUUCUCUCUCUUCUUGGCUUUUUUGUUUUAUUUUCUUCAACCGCUCUGGAGAAUGUCGUCGCGAUCUCGGUCAAACACUGGUUGGAAGACCCUCUCCCCUGCUGCUGAGCGGCUCGACGGGCCCCCGGGAGCGGGUCAUC
Tachyglossus aculeatus (Australian echidna) is the source of this 2717-nucleotide messenger RNA. RefSeq names its product acyl-CoA synthetase long chain family member 1 (gene ACSL1). Gene Ontology annotation, biological process: long-chain fatty acid metabolic process; very long-chain fatty acid metabolic process; long-chain fatty-acyl-CoA biosynthetic process. The record is from RefSeq and is a predicted model, not a curated record. Gene Ontology annotation, cellular component: endoplasmic reticulum; membrane. The transcript is spliced from 21 exons. Bases 62 to 2158 code for a protein of 698 amino acids. NCBI's taxonomy places the organism in Eukaryota, Metazoa, Chordata, Mammalia, Monotremata, Tachyglossidae. Gene Ontology annotation, molecular function: arachidonate-CoA ligase activity.